AUGCUCCCCUUUCCAGUGUCACUCUCAGGGAGACAUCAAUACCCCAGGCAAAAGAGCCGUUCGCACAGGAGUACAAAAGACGUCCUACUCACCCAAUCCAGAGUGACCAACCUCGGGCUUUUGCUCCUGGCAAGCCUCACCGCAAUCUCCUUACUUUUCAACCUCAGAUUCUAUUUCUCUGCAUCUAGGAAUCCUCUGCCGUAUCAAUUUGUCCCCACCGCCAAUAGCAUUUUGUCAACCAUUCAGCGCGACCGUGCAGUCUCAGUGUUAGAUCAUCUAAUCAUUGUGCCCGGACACGCAGUCUGGAAGGGUACCAAUGCUGAGAGGAAACUAGAUGAUGAUGAAUGGAUAUUAGAGCCCUACCAGAGAGGUGGUGGACCCGUGUCAGCGUUUUAUAAACACAUUACUACUGGCGCUGAACUGGCUAGGCAGGAUGAGAAUUCCUUGCUCAUCUUCAGCGGAGGUCAGACUCGCCGGACAUCGACGACUACUGAAGGCGAAUCGUAUAUGCGACUAGCCCUGACAUCUGGUUUCUUGCCAAUAUCCCAGCCAUACUCUGCAGAUGCACCACGUGUGGUUCGUGCUACCACCGAAGAUCACGCACUUGAUUCGUUUCAGAAUCUGCUGUUCUCGAUUGCGCGUUUUCACCAGUACACGGGUCAUUACCCAGAACAAAUUACCGUCGUUGGAUUCGAGAUGAAGAGGAAGAGGUUUAUGGAAUUGCAUCGAGCCGCUCUACGAUGGCCCAGAGACCGCUUCCACUAUAUUGGCAUAGAUGUUGAAGGGAAUGAAGCAGUAAAGGCACACGAAGGCGAGAGACUGAACGGUUAUCUGCCUUAUACCCUCGACAAUUAUGGUUGUCAUGAUUUCCUGCUGUCAAAACGUCGUCAGCGCAAUCCUUUUGCGCGAUACCAUUCCUACUAUACCUCGUCACCGGAACUAGGUCCUCUGUUAGAUUGGUGUCCUGGGCCUUCAGAAGGUGGUCAAACGGUGAUCUAUACUGGACCCUUACCUUGGGAUAAUCUACGAUGA
Molecule: messenger RNA, 1032 nt
Organism: Sparassis crispa
Lineage: Eukaryota; Fungi; Basidiomycota; Agaricomycetes; Polyporales; Sparassidaceae
Exons: 4
Coding region: 1-1032 (343 amino acids)
Cellular component (GO): cytoplasm
Source: RefSeq, a predicted model, not a curated record